This is a messenger RNA of Mauremys mutica (yellowpond turtle), 938 nucleotides long. Its product is annotated as tyrosine-protein kinase receptor UFO-like. The transcript is spliced from 4 exons. Lineage: Eukaryota; Metazoa; Chordata; Testudines; Geoemydidae. Bases 32 to 766 code for a protein of 244 amino acids. The record is from RefSeq and is a predicted model, not a curated record. Gene Ontology annotation, biological process: phagocytosis; positive regulation of phosphatidylinositol 3-kinase/protein kinase B signal transduction; cell migration. Gene Ontology annotation, cellular component: signaling receptor complex. Gene Ontology annotation, molecular function: ATP binding; transmembrane receptor protein tyrosine kinase activity.
GUACCUGCCCACGCAGACGCUGGUGCGGUUCAUGGCCGACAUCGCCAGCGGGAUGGACUAUCUCAGCAGCCGGAACUUCAUCCACCGGGACCUGGCCGCCCGCAACUGCAUGCUGAACGAGAACAUGAAUGUCUGCGUGGCCGACUUCGGCCUCUCCAAGAAGAUCUACAACGGCGACUAUUACCGCCAGGGCCGCAUCGCCAAGAUGCCCGUCAAGUGGAUCGCCAUCGAGAGCCUGGCCGACCGCGUCUACACCACCAAGAGCGACGUGUGGUCGUUCGGGGUCACCAUGUGGGAGAUCGCCACGCGGGGGCAGACGCCGUACCCGGGCGUGGAGAACAGCGAGAUCUACGACUACCUGCGCCAGGGCCAUCGCCUCAAGCAGCCCCUCGACUGCCUGGACGGACUGUACCAGCUGAUGAGCAGCUGCUGGGCCCUGCACCCCAAGGCGCGCCCCAGCUUCGAGGAGCUGCACGGGGCGCUGGACAAGACGCUGCGGAGCCUCCCGGCCGCCCAGGGCCCCGACGAGAUCCUCUACGUCAACAUGGAGGACGGGGGGGCAGAGCCGGGCGCCGUGGGGGGGCCGGGCCCCGAGCCGCCGGCCAAGGAGCAGCUGCUGCCAAAGGGGGCCGUGGCGGCCCAGGUGCACCGGGCCGAGGGGGCGGGACGCUACGUCCUGUGCCCCGCCCCCCCCGAGAGCGGCCGGCGGCCAGGUGACCCCCCCGCCUCCCCCGCGCCCUGCGCCGCCUCCGAGGAGGGGGCCUGAGGGGGGGCUGAUCCCCAGGGGGCCCCGAGCCCCGUCUCACUGGCAGGGCUGGGCAGCCUGCUGGGGUGGCCCGGAGACCCCCCCUCUCCCAGCUGCCCCCAUCUCCUGUCUGAGCCCCCGAUCCUGGGCCCCGCCCCCCAUCUCCUGUCUGACCCCCCCCCGAUCCUGGGCC